GGGCUCUGUGUCCAUACAGUCAUGUCUGAUGUUUCAAAUACGGCAGUUGAUUUAUGUUUGACAACUGUGGAAUGUCAACUCAACGACAAAUGUCAUUGUGAGAAUUCAGAGUAAUUCAAACACAGAUGUCAGAUAUUUAUUGCGCAUCUGAGUGAAUAGAAAAUUAAGAAUCAGAAAUCAUUGUAUUUCUUCGAAAAACUGUAAACCCCGUUCUGGUGCUGUAGAAGAUAUGAGUAUGGGUAUUAAUUUGCCAUACGUGACGUCAUUCUGCUGUUGUCUGGACCUUGGGGUUGGCGCCAAGGUCAUAGGAUAUCUACAUCUGAUUGUUUCUCUAUCGCUGACAGCUUUGAGCGCGCUGAUUACCUCUGAAAUCCACGAUAAAGUCGACACCGUCGAAGACGCAGAAGACCAUGUAUACACUGCUGCGUACCCCAGCGCCUUGGCGGCCACUAUUUCCUCCGUCGUUCAUGUAUUGCUCGCUUUAUUUCUACUCCUGUCUACUUAUAAGCGGUGGUGUACCGGUCUUCGUACGUGGGUGUGGAUAAUGUUGGUGCUAUGGAUGGGAGGUUUGCUGUUUAUUGUCGUCUCCACCGCAAUCUCAGGCUUCUCCGACUCCGGCUCGCAUGUGUUCAUCUCUUUCACGUUGAGUGCUAUGUUUCUCAUGGCCGACGCUUACUUCAUUAUAACUGUAAACAGUUACUACUUGAAGCUGAAGAGCUCCGAAGACAUGGAGGGCCCUGCGAAGGCUGACUGUUGAAUUUAGUUGUUGGUAAUUGUUAUUUAUUGUUUUCUAUUCUGUUAUUGUUUCGUAAUAAUUAUGUUCCAUUAUUAUUUAUGAUGGUAUUGGAAAGGAAUGUGGAAUAGUAGUUAAACUACGAAUUUAUGAUGUAAGGAAAAGAACUAAGGACAUGUGAUCUCAGCUGUAAGAGCGCAAUUUUAUAUUUUGUAUGAAGUAUAUGGAGCAUUUAUGACUACAAAAAAAUAUAUAUUUAUUGUAGUCAUUAUAAAUAUUAUAUUAUAUAUAUUUAUAUAUGAAUAUUUUUUAUUUUUAUAUAGAUAUAAAUGAUUAUUGUCGUAACAAAGAGCAAUGGCCAAUUCUCAUACAUUAAAUUAAUUAUAAACAAAUUGUUCUUAAAUUGAAAUUAGUAACAUUGGGGAGUACGUUACAGAACUGUUAUUUACAGAAACUUUGUUUCUUAAAAGUGUAGUUUGAGUAUUGAAUAUUACACUUUUUGUAUAUGGUGUGUUAGAUCUCAUAAAUGUGAUUAAUUUUGGUGUAAUUUUCAUUGAAUUGUACAUUUUAGGAAAAGAACGAAAUCAACUAUUUAUUUAUGCAAAAACGAAUGUCAUUGUCAUUUCAUGAUAAGAAUAUAAAACAUGAAAUCAAUAUGCAGAAUAUAAUCCGCACACAAAAAUGCUGUUUUCUUAAUAUGAACUAGGAUAUAAAGUUAUCCCAUUUUUAAAUAUUGUAUUGUCGUUUUUAUUAGACAUCAUGUAGAGAUAUUUUUUAACGUUAUAUUGGAGUUUUAUUAAAAUAAGGGUUAUAUAAAGUAUAACCUUAUUUUGAUAAAACCCUGUUUUCCGUAUUCACUUGUGUCGGUCACUUCUAUAUGAAUACCAUUUAAUAAAUAUUUUUGUCUAUUGAUGUGUACACGCUUCGCUAUUUUACAAAUAUGUGGAUUAUAUUUUAGUGUCAUGUAAUAUAUCGCCAGAAACUACGUUUUUCAAAAAAUUUUAGUUGUAGGCAAUUAUGCUCAAAUUUAGCAGCUAGCUGCUGAAUGAAAUCUUGCUUUAAAUUAGAAUUUUAUGGAGAAAUGUCUAGUCAAAAUUCAAUUUUAGUUUUUUUUUUAGAACGAGUUGUUUCUGUACAAGCUACGGUUUUAUAUACGAUUGUGGUGACCGUAUACGGAGAUGAAAGUCACAGAUAGUAUUAAUAAAAAUUAUUUCAAAUACAGUACAAUCCGGAUAUAAAGACCCUCAAGGGACCAGCGAUAUUAUGUCAUACUAACCGGACGGACAAAACAGGAUUCUUUCUGAAGUACAUAUUAUUAUAAUAGUGAAAGUAUCACUUUCCUAUUUGAUUAAUAAAACAGUUCAUACUUUACUAUAAUAAUCAAAUGCAAACCUCGUAAAGACGAGGUUUGCAUUUGAUUCACCGACUUCUAAGCGGUGUAACAUUGGACUUUUGCUUCAAUUGUUAAAUACUUUUGUUUCAUAGAACUUGUCAUAACAGGUGACAAACAUUAACUGAUAUUUACGCGCGCGUCAAUAAGGCAGGAAGAAGCGCGCGAGGCCAAUAAACGGUAUUGGUGCGUAGAUUAUGUAACCAAAACAUCGCGCGUUGUUUUACCUGUACGUAUUAUCAUAAAUAAUGGUAUUAGCAGUUAGUCGCUUAAACCGGGGUCGCACUAAACGGUAUAACCGUUUAUUUAGUUCCUAACAAUGAAAUCUAACUAGACAAAACAUUAUCGUCACUAAUAUAGGUUAGUGGUUAUAAGCGAAGUCGUUAUAU
This is a messenger RNA of Achroia grisella, 2512 nucleotides long. RefSeq lists its product as uncharacterized. The record is from RefSeq and is a predicted model, not a curated record. The transcript has 5 exons. Lineage: Eukaryota; Metazoa; Arthropoda; Insecta; Lepidoptera; Pyralidae. The coding region runs from base 230 to 757 and encodes 175 amino acids.